Telopea speciosissima is the source of this 2967-nucleotide messenger RNA. RefSeq names its product probable serine/threonine-protein kinase At1g09600. Gene Ontology annotation, biological process: positive regulation of transcription elongation by RNA polymerase II; protein phosphorylation. Gene Ontology annotation, molecular function: ATP binding; RNA polymerase II CTD heptapeptide repeat kinase activity; cyclin-dependent protein serine/threonine kinase activity. The record is from RefSeq and is a predicted model, not a curated record. Gene Ontology annotation, cellular component: cyclin-dependent protein kinase holoenzyme complex; nucleus. Bases 130 to 2337 code for a protein of 735 amino acids. The transcript has 8 exons. NCBI's taxonomy places the organism in Eukaryota, Viridiplantae, Streptophyta, Magnoliopsida, Proteales, Proteaceae.
UUGUCUGAAUGCUUGUUAACCUCUGCACUUUAUGCGUCAGAAGUUACAGGCAAUAGCGAGAUAUUUUUGCAGGGAAUUGCAGGAGCCCAGAAGUUACUGUGUGACUAAAGGAAGAGGUCAGGUGGGACUAUGGGUUGCAUUUGCUCAAAAGGGGCUUCUAGCGAUCACCCUGCUGAGGUCCAGAGAGAGAAAGAUUCUAACAAGUCCACCAAAAGGCUAGUUGCUCCCUCUAAGAGAGAGGAAGUUGUUGUGGAGACUGCGGGUGUUGGUAAUGGAGGGUCUGAUGGAACGGCAUUGCUUAGGGCACCGCAACGAGAAAAUUCCAAUUCCACUCCGCCGAUUCCAACUGAUAAAGGAGAAAAGAAUCCAUUGGUUGUCCAACCACCCCCAAAAGGCCAUCAUCAGAGACGGGCCACAUUAGAUAUCAGCACUGGCCGGGGCCAGCCGCCAAUGUCAAGGAUAAUUAGUAUGUCCAAUGGUGGAGCAGGGGAACAUGCUGCUACAGGUUGGCCAUCUUGGCUUACAGCAGUGGCAGGAGAGGCGAUCAAAGGUUGGGCUCCUCGAAGGGCAGACACAUUCGAAAAGUUGGACAAAAUUGGGCAAGGAACUUAUAGCAAUGUAUACAGAGCCCGCGACCUUGAAACUGGCAAAAUUGUUGCAAUGAAGAAAGUUCGGUUUGUUAAUAUGGAUCCAGAAAGCGUCCGUUUUAUGGCCAGGGAAAUCUAUAUUUUGCGUAAGCUUGAUCAUCCAAAUGUUAUGAAGCUUGAGGGUCUGGUCACUUCACGUAUGUCCUGCAGCUUGUACCUUGUAUUCGAAUAUAUGGAGCAUGAUCUUGCUGGGCUUGCUGCAACACCUGGUAUCAAGUUUACUGAAGCACAGAUUAAAUGUUAUAUGCAACAGCUACUUCGUGGGCUUGAACACUGUCAUAAUCGUGGGGUCCUGCAUCGAGACAUCAAGGGUUCAAAUCUUUUGAUUGACAAUAAUGGUAAUCUCAAAAUUGGUGACUAUGGGUUGGCAACCUUCUUCAAUCCUGAUAACAAACAGCCACUGACGAGCCGUGUUGUUACUCUUUGGUAUCGACCUCCUGAGCUCUUGCUUGGUGCUACGGAUUAUGGUGUUGCUGUGGACCUCUGGAGUGCUGGUUGCAUCCUUGCAGAAUUGCUUGCAGGGAAGCCUAUAAUGCCAGGAAGAACUGAGGUAGAGCAACUGCAUAAGAUCUUUAAGCUUUGUGGUUCCCCAUCUGAUGAAUUCUGGAGGAAGUCAAAAUUGCCGCAUGCAACUGUUUUCAAGCCUCAACAACCUUACAAGCGCUGUAUUCUUGAGACAUUUAAGGACUUCCCCCCGUCUGCUUUGGCCCUCCUGGAUGUUCUACUCGCAAUUGAACCUGAAGGCCGAGGUUCAGCUGCUUCGGCACUUAACAGUGAGUUCUUUACUACGAAGCCUCUUCCUUGUGAUCCAUCAAGUUUGCCUAAAUAUCCACCGAGCAAGGAGUUUGAUGCUAAGCUUCGAGAUGAGGAAGCUCGAAAGCAAAAAGCAGCAGCAAAAGGACGUGGACAUGAAUCUACAAGGAGAGGUUCAAGAGAAUCCAAGGCAGCACCAGCACCAGAUGCCAAUGCUGAGCUACAAGCAUCAUUGCAGAAACGGCAAGGACAGUCGAACCCUAAAAGCAGCAGCGAGAAAUACAAUCCUCAGGAGGAUGGUGGUUCUGGCUUCCCAAUUGAGCCUCCUAGAAGAGUUGCGCAGAAUGGUUUCUCAGAUUCCGGCCAAUUGAAUCUUGCCAAUGGGUAUGGAUCUUCAUGGAGUAGGGUGGAGGGUGAGACCAUCGGUGCUCCCGGCCGAGCAUAUGGAUCUUCAGGGAAGGGUGCAGAGUUGAGGGGACAGAGAUCUUAUAUGCAUCAGGCAGCUGAGUUGUCCAAGUUUUCUGGUUCAGUUGCUGUAAGAGGUUCACAUAUCGAUUCUCAAAGAGAGAGGAGCACACAAGCCGCCUGGCCAGAACAGAAAUUAAAUUGCAGAUACAAUCAACUGGAUGAUGCUGAGCCCUCCGAAAAGUCAGAGUGGGGCCAUCAUUUGUUGGAUAAGCCUACCUUGUCUCACAGGAAAGGAGAAAAGGUGUCUGGCAGGGAAUCUACAACGGGUUACGCCCCCAAGAAAAACAGGAUCCACUACUCUGGACCAUUGCUGCCUCCGGGGGGAAACAUGGAGGAAAUGCUCAAAGAGCAUGAGCGGCAAAUUCAACAGGCUGUCCGCAAAGCCCGUCUUGACAAGGCUAAGACCAAGAAAAACUAUGGUGAUAAUGGCCAGUCUGAGGCACUACUACGUGGGACGAACGGCAGGUGAUGGUUGUGAAGCAAUAUCUGCUGCCUUGAUACUGUUGGAGAAAAGCGCAGUUCUUAUCUUUGGAAGCAAUAUUCGUUUUGGGAUUUGACUAUUCUUGUCGCUGUCAAUAGCAGAGGAGCUUACACAAUUCGAAGCCUUUAUGACACGGAACAUCUGGGCUUUACUGGGUUAUACGUAUGUUAUCUAAGGAGCAUUAUGCAUCAAAUUAUAAUCUCAGAGAAGCUCAUGGUGGUUCAGCAAGGUGGGUAAUUGAAAAGUAAAUGAAAUUCAUGAUCUUUGAUUGAUGAUUUGUUGUGGGGAGCCUUUUUGCUGGUUAAUCCAGCCGAUUGUAUAACAAUUGUUUGCUUGAAAGUGAGAGAAGGGCUUUAUGCCACUUUCUGGUCGGUUAAUGUAUAUUUUGGGGGCAGGGGAUAUGUUUUGUACAGCUCAAAGGGGUUUUGCUCGAUCAGAAUCACCACCUCCAUGUAAGGCAAAGCCAUCUUCCCAAAUUUGAAUGAAUUUAUUUGUAGUCCAAACCAUUACAUAUUUGAUCCUAGCAGCACCUUCAGGAGAGUACUGUGUCUUUCUCUAGCUUUACUUGCACUCUCGAAUAUGGUAUAUAUUGAAAGUUAUAUAUUUAGGCUUUUCUUA